Messenger RNA from Talaromyces proteolyticus, 1347 nucleotides. Its product is annotated as ATP-dependent rRNA helicase rrp3. The record is from RefSeq and is a predicted model, not a curated record. The transcript has a single exon. Gene Ontology annotation, molecular function: RNA helicase activity; nucleic acid binding; ATP binding. NCBI's taxonomy places the organism in Eukaryota, Fungi, Ascomycota, Eurotiomycetes, Eurotiales, Trichocomaceae. The coding region runs from base 1 to 1347 and encodes 448 amino acids.
AUGAAGAGUCCUGCACAUGAGACAUCCUCGACAUCCUCUAUCGAGGAUGUCUCCCUCGCGCAAACCUCCACCAACCCACCCAAAACAUUCCGGGAGUUGGGUGUGAUCGAUUCGCUAUGUGAAGCAUGCGACUCCCUCGGUUACUCAACACCAACACCAAUCCAAGCGCAUUGCAUUCCGGUCGCACUACAAGGAAGAGAUCUCAUCGGCCUCGCUGAGACUGGGAGUGGAAAGACCGCAGCUUUCACCAUUCCUCUACUUCAAGCGCUCAUGGACAAUCCCCAACAAUAUCAUUCGCUCAUACUUGCGCCAACCCGUGAACUAGCCCAGCAGAUCUCGCAGACCGUUAAAGCCUUGGGGGCUUUCAUCUCUGUACGAUGCGCAUUAUUGAUUGGAGGAGUGGACAUGAUUCCGCAGGCUAUCGCCCUGGCGAAGAAGCCUCAUGUCAUUGUCGCGACCCCGGGCCGUCUCCUUGAUCACCUUGAAAACACCAAAGGAUUCUCCCUGAGACACCUGAAAUAUCUGGUGCUAGAUGAGGCCGAUCGACUUCUUGACCUGGACUUUGGCCCCAUUCUAGACAAGCUUCUACGACUUCUACCAAGUCGAAAAACCUAUCUUUUCUCAGCCACAAUUUCCAGCAAAGUCGAAUCUCUCCAACGGGCGUCAUUAUCGAACCCGGCAAAAAUCUCAGUUUCAACAAAGAACCAGACAGCCACAAACCUACUACAGUCCUACUUGUUCAUCCCACAUAAGUUCAAGGAUAUCUAUCUUGUCCACUUAUUGAAUGAGCUAGCAGGUCAAAUGGGUAUUCUCUUCACUCGUACGAUCAUGGAAACCCAGCGGUUGGCUCUUUUGCUACGAAACCUCGGCUUUCCUGCCAUCCCGAUUCAUGGUCAACUUUCUCAGAGCGCCCGCCUUGGAUCUUUGAAUAAAUUUCGCACGCGGUCUCGGACUCUGCUCAUUGCGACCGAUGUUGCGGCUCGUGGAUUAGAUAUUCCAGCGGUUGAUUUCGUUAUCAAUUGCGAUCUUCCCCAAGACAGCAAAACCUACAUUCACCGAGUAGGAAGAACUGCACGUGCGGGAAAGAGUGGAAGGGCUUUCUCUGUUGUCACUCAAUAUGAUGUGGAGGUAUGGCUGCGGAUCGAGAGCGCCCUUGGAAAGAAAGUAGACGAACAUAAACCGGAGAAAGAUGAAGUGAUGAUAUUCGCAGACCGAGUGCAUGACGCACAAAGAAUAGCCAUCUCGGCUUUAAGGGAGCAGAACCAAGAUGGCAAGGGUGCGAGGAGCAAAGGUGGCAGUAGGCAUAGAAAGCGCGGCAGAGAUGAAAUGGAUCAAGAAGAGGCUUGA